Microthlaspi erraticum is the source of this 1821-nucleotide messenger RNA. NCBI's taxonomy places the organism in Eukaryota, Viridiplantae, Streptophyta, Magnoliopsida, Brassicales, Brassicaceae. The record is from the annotation of a GenBank genome assembly.
AUGAAGCGUAAGAGAGGACAUAAGAAAGGGAAGAAAUCGAAAAAGUCGAAAUCCAUCGCCGAAGAAGAGACCUUGAAUGAGUCCAACGAGAAGCAAACCUCCGAGCAAAGCUCUGAAGCUCCUCCCGCUGAGCGCGAAGAAAACAGCGAACACGAAUCAUCGAAAAUGGAAGCUUCUUCCACUGUGAGUGGCAAUUCAUCACCACCUAUAGCUGCUUCUGCUAGUAGUGUAGAUCCCGUUGCGUCGUCAUCGGUUUCGCGUGUCAAGGUUAAACUAAAGACCUCGAAAGCACCAGAAACUACUACUGAUGAUACCGAGAAGAAGAAGAGCAGUCCUCCUCGAGUGGAGCCAGAGAAACCUGUUGUGGCGGCUGUUGUUGAGAAGAAGGAGGAACCGGUUCUUCGUAAACCGGUUUUUCUGAAUGUUUAUAGGAAGACGAAAGGGAUAAAGAUCAAGUCGAAGGCGGUGGAUGGAGCUAGCAGCUCGGUUACUGAGAAGAGUGGUGGUGGUGAUGCUGUUGCUGCUGUGGUUAAGGUUCAGGACGUGAGUGUAGUUGAAAAGGAAACGAAAACAACGCCUAAGGAGGAUUCUCAAGUUAAGAAGGUGGAAGUAGAACCGGAAAGUGCGCCGGUUUCGUCUUCUCAGAACGAGGUCAAGAAGACUGAUCAAGAUUCGAGAUACAAUAAGCAAGAACUGGAUGAUUCUCUUACCGUGAUCAAGAAGAUUAUGAAGAUGGAAGCUGCUGAUCCAUUUAAUGUUCCUGUUAACCCUGAAGCUCUUGGAAUACCUGACUAUUUCGAUAUCAUCAAGACACCUAUGGAUUUUGGAACGAUAUGCAGUAACUUCGAGAAAGGCAAGAUAUACAUGAACUCUGAGGAUGUUUACAAGGAUGUCCAGUACAUUUGGAAUAACUGUUCCAAGUACAAUAAGAAAGGCGAUUACAUCGUUGACCUGAUGAAGCGAGUCAAGAAGAAUUUCAUGAAGUACUGGACUUCUGCGGGAUUGUAUACUGAGCAAUCUUCAGAGACUGGUCAACAAGAGGAUGGUGGCAAGGCUUCCACCAAAGGUAGUCAAUCAAAGCAGAAGAAACGCCAUGGAAGGCACCAUAAGAGUGAUUGUAUGUGUGCGAUAUGUGUGUUGAAGCGACGUAAAAGAGAACGUCAAGGCUCUCAAGAGGAGUCUUCACCUGUGGGAAGUCCAUCUGUGGAUAACUCAUCAAUAAACAUGGGUGAGGAGCAAGACAUGGAAGUCGACGUCGAAAACAAAACCGGACAAGGAAGCACAGAGAUCGUGGAGCUAGAUAGUCCCGUGGCAAAACGACAAAGAGUGAGUGAAAGCAAACAAGAAGUAGAGGAAGAGGAAGAAGAAGAAGAAGGUAAAGAGGAGGAAGAAGAAACUCUCGAGGUAGAGAGUGAAAACAAAACCGAAGCUAAUGUAGAGGACAAGACUCAAUCCAUUGAUAGAGUAAUGGAAGAGGCUGGUGAUGACCCUGUGACUAGCUCUGCAGAGAAACUAGUUGUUUUAGCUUCUGUCGAAGCUUCGAAAUCGAUUCAGAACGAGGAAGAAGAGAAAGAGAAACGACUCCGAGAGCAAAAGGAAAUGCAGGAGUUGAAGCGUAAAGAAUGGAGAGCGAAGAUAAACGAGAAGUUCCAAAUCCGAAACUCGAAGGUUCUAAACCUCUGCGAAGCUCUCUUCCCGAGCAACGACGACCGCGGUUCUGUAUGGAACGGACCUCACUCUCUGUUUAAACGUAGAGGAAGUUCUUCAAAUCGUAGUAGUAGUUCCUUACACAAAGCAGUUGAUGCUUUGAUGAAGUCGUAA